AUUUAUAGAAAUCAACAAUACGAACCGAACAGCUGGCAAUCAGUCUACAAUCAUCAACGUCGGAGAGCGCAACACAAAAGAUGACUUCAAAUCAGAGCACCAACAACUACCAAAUGUGGGGAGGACGUUUCAAUGGCCAACCCAACGUGGCUCUAAUGGAACUCAACAAUAGUCUGCCCUUCGAUGCACGUCUCUAUGCCGACGAUCUGGACGCAAGCAAAGCAUAUGCCGAGGCACUCAAGCGAGCAGGUCAUCUCAAUGACGCUGAGUGCGAUAAGCUGGUGAAAAGUCUGGAGCUGAUACGUUACGAUUGGAUCGAACGACUCGUCAAGUUUCUGCCCAGCGAUGAGGAUGUCCACACGGUCAACGAACGCAUGCUGGUCGAUCUCACCGGUGAGCUGGGUCAGCGUCUGCACACUGGACGCAGUCGCAAUGAUCAGGUGGCCACCGAUAUGAAGCUCUGGCUGCGCAAAGCCAUCCGCGAGACAUUGGGACGCCUUCGCCUUCUCAUCAACGCCAUUGCCAAGCAGGCGGAGUCACACCUGGGCGUCCUCAUGCCCGGAUACACACAUCUGCAGCGUGCCCAGCCGGUUCAAUUCUCCCACUGGCUGCUCUCGCAUGCCUUUGCCCUGCGUGAGGAUUGCCUGCGUCUGGGCGAACUGCGGGAUCGUGCCAAUGUCUUGCCCUUGGGCAGCGGCGCUCUUGCCGGGAAUCCCCUAGGCAUCGAUAGACUGUGGCUAGCCGAGCGCUUGGGAUUCGCAGCGGUUACUGGCAACAGCAUGCAUGCAGUGGGCGAUCGCGAUUUUGUGGUGGACUUUAUCUACUGCGCCUCUGUGGUCAGUCUUCAUCUGUCGCGUCUGGCCGAGGAUCUAAUCCUCUACAGCACCAAGGAGUUUGACUUCAUACGUCUGGACGACGCUUUCACCAGCGGCAGCAGUUUGAUGCCGCAAAAGAAGAACCCCGACAGUCUGGAGCUGAUUCGAGGCAUCUCUGGGUUGAUCACGUCCAAUCUGACGGGCAUCAUGAUGACCAUUAAGGGCACACCCUCGACUUACAACAAGGAUCUGCAAUUCGAUAAACAAUAUUGCUUCCAGGCCUACGACAAGCUGGCCCAAAGCUUAGACGUGACCGUGGGCGUAGUUCAGACCAUGAAAGUGCAGCGAGAGCAACUCGAAGCUGCCCUGAGUCCAGAUAUGCUGGCCACAGAUUGGGCCUAUUAUCUGGUGCGCAAAGGCGUCCCUUUCAGGCAAGCUCAUCACCACAUUGGACGCGUUGUGGCGCUCGCGGAGCAGCGUGGAGUCGAUAUAACCGAGGUGCCGCUGGGUGAACUGCAGCAGAUUUGUGCUGCUUUUGGUGCCGAUAUUGCCAGCGUGGCAGACUAUGGCAACAAUGUGCAGCAGUACGAUGUGAUUGGAGGCACCUCGACCGGGAGCAUUGCGGAACAACUGCGACUACUCAAGAAACUGGACAAGGAAUUACGCCAGCAGUCCUAGACGAGGGGACUGGCUUGUUUUUUUUUUUGGUUUUAUUUGAAUGUCGCUUUGGCUUCAAUUAUAGUUAACAAAAGUUGUAAAUAUUUUAAUAAAUGUUAAUUCUUUUUUAUA
Molecule: messenger RNA, 1604 nt
Organism: Drosophila albomicans
Lineage: Eukaryota; Metazoa; Arthropoda; Insecta; Diptera; Drosophilidae
Gene: Argl
Product: argininosuccinate lyase
Exons: 3
Coding region: 81-1493 (470 amino acids)
Cellular component (GO): cytosol
Molecular function (GO): argininosuccinate lyase activity
Source: RefSeq, a predicted model, not a curated record